AAUCGAGCUGCGCCGAGCGCAGGAGGAGCUGGAGAAGGUCACGGAGAAGCUGCGCAGGAUUCAGAGCAACUACAUGGCGCUGCAAAGGAUCAACCAGGAGCUGGAGGACAAGCUAUACCGCAUGGGCCAGCACUAUGAGGAAGAGAAACGAGCGCUUAGCCACGAGAUUGUCGCCCUCAACAGCCACCUGCUGGAGGCCAAGGUGACCAUCGACAAGCUAUCGGAGGACAACGAGCUCUAUAGGAAGGACUGCAAUCUAGCGGCCCAGCUGCUGCAGUGCAGCCAGACGUACGGCAGGGGCCAUAAGGUGUCCGAGGAGCACGUGAGCCUGCACAUGGAGAAGCAAGGCUGCAGCCUGCCCUCCCCGCUCUGCCGCCCGGCCUACGCUGACAGUGUCCCCCCCUGCGUCCUCGCCAAGGUGCUGGAGAAGCCAGACCCCGGCAGCCUGUCCUCCCAUCUGUCGGAUGCCUCAGCCCGUGACCUGGCCUUCCGCGACAGGCUGGAAAAGCCGGGCCCCCGGCCCCCGUACAAGGGGGACAUCUACUGCAGCGACACGGCCCUCUACUGCCCCGAGGAGCGGCGCCGUGACCGGCGGCCCAGUGCGGACGGGCCCGUGACCGACGUGGGCUUCCUGCGGGCCCAGAAUUCCACUGACAGCGCGGCCGAGGAGGAGGAGGAGCCCGAGGCGGCGGCCUACCCCGCGGGCUACCGGCACGAGGCCUUCGGGGGCUACGCGGCCUCGCUGCCCACGUCCAGCUCCUACUCGAGCUUCAGCGCCACGUCGGAGGAGAAGGAGCACGCCCAGGCCAGCACGCUCACCGCCUCGCAGCAGGCUAUCUACCUGAACAGCCGCGACGAGCUCUUCGGCCGCACGCCGCCUGCGGCCUACGGGAGCAGCCCACGCUACGCCUCGGCCGCGGCUGCAGUGGCCGCCCCGCUCGAGGCCGAGGCGGCCCCGGGGUUCCCGAGGACUGUGUCGCCGUACCCCGCCGAGCCCUACCGCUUCCCGGUCUCCCCCGGCCCCCAGCCCGCCCUGAUGCCCCCCAACCUGUGGAACCUGCGGGCCAAGCCGGGGUCUGCCCGGCUGGCCGCAGAGGACGUACGCGGCCAGUGGCGGCCGCUGAGCGUGGAGGACAUCGGCGCCUACCCCUUCCCGGCCGCCGCCGCCGCCGCUGCCGCCGCCGCCGCCGCCGCCCCCGGCCGCGCCUCGCCCGGCGGCUUCAACGACCGCUACUUUGGGGCCGGAGGCGGCCCGGGCGAGAAGGCCGAGGGGCGCGCCAGCCCCCUCUAUGCCAGCUACAAGGCUGACAGCUUCUCGGAGGGCGAUGACCUCUCCCAGGGCCACCUGGCCGAGCCCCGCUACCUCCGGGCGGCCGGUGACCUGAGCCUCAGCCCAAGCCGCUCGGCUGAGCCCCUGCCCAGCUACGCAGCCAGCGAGGGGGAGCGGGAGAGGCUCGGGGUGCAGCUCUGUGGGGCGGGCGGCAGCCCCGAGCCCCAGCACAGCCCCCGGAGCUCCAGGGAUUCCCUGGAGCCCAGCUCCAUGGAGGCCUCCCCGGAGAUGCACCCCAGCGCCCGCCUCAGCCCCCAGCCCGCCUUCCCUCGGACUGGCGGCUCGGGGCUCAGCCGCAAGGACAGUCUCACAAAAGCCCAGCUCUACGGAACCCUGCUCAACUGAGCACCCACGUGCAGGCCUCGGCCGUGGCCACCCCACACACCGGGUCCCGACGGGUGCUGCCUCGCCUCCCCGAUACCCAUCCUCCCGGCCCCGCAAACGAGGACCCCGUCGAGCCUGGGGUGGGGGUGGGGGCGGGGGCCCAGGUGGGGGCCCACCCACGUGUCUCGUCCGCCCCCGCACCGCCAGGGUGGACCGUUUCUCACACAGCAACCUCCUUCCCCACCGGAGAUGAG
Mesoplodon densirostris (Blainville's beaked whale) is the source of this 1908-nucleotide messenger RNA. It is a transcript of the gene BEGAIN, whose product is annotated as brain enriched guanylate kinase associated. The transcript has 5 exons. The record is from RefSeq and is a predicted model, not a curated record. The coding region runs from base 74 to 1675 and encodes 533 amino acids. Gene Ontology annotation, cellular component: synapse. Lineage: Eukaryota; Metazoa; Chordata; Mammalia; Artiodactyla; Ziphiidae.